AUGUAUGGUCGAUCAUUAUGUAUGAUAUCUCGAUUGGCUAUAAAAACAUCUCAUGUUGGAAGUCGAUGUCUUGUUGCGUCCUAUAAUAAUCAUUUACUUGACUUUUCCCAACAACCCAACCGAUAUUUAGCUCAACAAAUCCCAAAUAGGCGACCACCGAGUCGUAUUCGACGAUUUCUUCGUUGGUUUGGAUGGGGGGCAGAGCCAGUCGUAUCAACUCUUCCACAACCACCACCACCUGCUACCACAAUGCAACGAGUCAAACGUUUUCUAAUGCUCUCACCUUCAAUCGAACGGUUUCUCCUUCGAUCUCAUAUUAUCGAAGAUGAAGAUUUAGCAAGAUUACUUUCUAAAACUGCCGCUAUAUCAAUCUAUGCAAUAAUAACAGUGACGACACUUGGCACACUUGGAGUCGAUACAAAACCGCUGCUAGCUGGUAUUGGUAUUACUGGUUUUACUAUUGGUUUUGCUUUGAAAGAAGUAGCAACAAAUUUCAUAUCGGGAAUCUUUCUUGUCAUCAAUAAACCAUUCGUUCGAGGGUGUCGGAUCAAAAUUCAUGGAAGUGGCGGUGGAAUCGAAGGUAAAGGACAAUCUUAA
Molecule: messenger RNA, 597 nt
Organism: Adineta ricciae
Lineage: Eukaryota; Metazoa; Rotifera; Eurotatoria; Adinetida; Adinetidae
Source: the annotation of a GenBank genome assembly